AUGGGUCAUCAUUCUUGCUGCAAUCAGCAGAAGGUGAAGAGAGGACUUUGGUCUCCAGAGGAAGACGAGAAGCUCAUUCGAUACAUCACUACUCAUGGUUAUGGAUGUUGGAGUGAAGUCCCUGAAAAAGCUGGGCUUCAAAGAUGUGGAAAGAGUUGUCGGUUGAGAUGGAUUAACUAUUUGAGACCAGAUAUUAGAAGAGGAAGGUUUACUCCUGAAGAAGAAAAGCUCAUUAUUAGUCUUCAUGGCGUCAUUGGCAACAGAUGGGCACAUAUUGCAAGUCACUUGCCUGGAAGAACAGACAAUGAGAUAAAGAACUACUGGAAUUCAUGGAUAAAAAAGAAGAUUCGAAAGCCAGCAAAUUCCACACUUUCAAUAUCCACAACUACAACCGUCACCACUUCUACUACUACCCCCAAUCAUCAGCAUUCGAACUUAAAAUAUGCCCCGGACCAACUAGAUGCUGUAAUUCAAGAUUUAACAACAACAGCAAGGCCAGCAGCUCCAGUUCAUCAAGAAACUCCAUUAUUUUCCACUACUCCUCCCCCUUCAGCAGCCUUAUUUAUGUUCGACACUACAACUCAACUUGAUUGUUUCAUUGCCAAUAAUUUCGUGCAACGAGAAUUGUCGCUGCAUGAACCAGCAAGCUUGGCAUCUGGAGAUAUAUGGAAUAAUAAUUCAUCAAACAACCAUCAAGCACAUCCUCCUCCAAUGUCUUUUACGACAGUUGGGAUUGAUUCGAAUUGUAAUUACUUGCCUCCAUUGAUAGAUACUAUGGAAACUAUGGUGCCACUUCAAAUGCAACCAUGUAGUAUGGAUCAUGAUCAGGAAAGAGAGAUGGCAUUGAAUUGCUUAGAAAGGCAGGAUCAUGAGUUGAUGAACGAAUGGGUUGAUUCGCAACAUUGUUCGAAUAAUUUUCUAUUUUGGGAUGAUAAUAUUGUUCAAGGACAAGUACUUGGUGGAGGAGGAUCAGAAGAUCAGAUUGCAGCACCAGCUCCAUCCAAUGAUAUUGGAGACAGUACGCAAUUGUCUUCAUUUCCUUCAUCACUAUAAGAUAUCUAUGCAUAUAUUUAUAUUUAUAUAUAUGUGGUGGUGACAAACGAGUUUGAUUUAUCUUAACCUAGAGAGAGAAAUUUGAAAAUGGUCCUUCAGGCUUUGUAAGACGUACGGCUUGUUCUUUUUGAUUAAUUUUCCUUUCUAUUUUUUAACUUCUCACUUGACAGA
Molecule: messenger RNA, 1224 nt
Organism: Tripterygium wilfordii
Lineage: Eukaryota; Viridiplantae; Streptophyta; Magnoliopsida; Celastrales; Celastraceae
Product: transcription factor MYB46-like
Exons: 3
Coding region: 1-1053 (350 amino acids)
Source: RefSeq, a predicted model, not a curated record